Messenger RNA from Prosopis cineraria, 1141 nucleotides. RefSeq lists its product as uncharacterized. Lineage: Eukaryota; Viridiplantae; Streptophyta; Magnoliopsida; Fabales; Fabaceae. Gene Ontology annotation, cellular component: endosome; trans-Golgi network. The record is from RefSeq and is a predicted model, not a curated record. The coding region runs from base 154 to 912 and encodes 252 amino acids. The transcript has 4 exons.
GUCAAUCCAGUUUAUUUCAGGGGACCUGAGGAAGGAGAAGCCAAAUAUAAUGGAGUAGAAGAUAAACGCUGUCUAGGAGAAGAAACGCACCGAUACAAAUACAACUCAAGGGCGCAGAAAUAUCGAUCGAUAUACAACACAGAAGAAGCAAAUAUGAGAGCUCAAACGGAGAGGGGCAGCCCGAUGGAGGCGAACCCUCGAAGAAUCGUCUAUAUAAACAGCCCCUCUUCCGAUAACCCCUUCCAGAUCCGACCCUCUUUUCUCGCCUCUCUCCUUCAGUUUCUCCAGAGGCCUCACUCUCUUCCCUUCCUUCUCAGCCUUUUUCUCUUCAUCACUUGGAUCUCUAUCCGCUUUCAGCGCGUUUCCCAAUUCCCACCUUCCUCCAUCGGAACCGCCGCGGAUUGGAGCGUCGCCGACGAUAUGAAGGCCAAUUUGGUUAGGCUUAGCUCCGGGUUCCCUUCCCAAAUUGCUAAAGAUAAGCGUGGCUGGUUGCUUGAUCCCGUUUCUCUGGCCCUUGCUUCGGGCAUUUCUGGUGGAGCUGUCUCUUGCGCUUCAGUUCAUGUUGGAGAAAUUCGUCCAGGCAAGGUAAGAGGAAAUCACAGACAUCACAAUUGCAACGAGACAUUUGUCAUCUGGGGUGCUGCAACAAAAUUUAGGGUGAAAAAAACAAGGUUUGUUAAUGCAGAUUCCCUGCACCUUGCAAUGUUGGAGAACAACAAGGUGGCCGACAAGGGUCAUGCUGAAGUGAUUGUUGGUGCUGAUGAGGUUGCUGUUGCUGCCAGCCCCAGUAGCACGGCCCAUGCAUUAGUGAACAUAGAUCCGAUUAGGAGUACAUUCUUUUUAGGAUGCCAGGACAGUAUAAUCAACUACAAUGGCACAAGUAAUGACUACAACGUUUGGAAAGAUCUUUAAAUAUGCUGCUGUACAGACUUUCCCAACCCUUCUCUUCUGAAGGAAUAUGAAAUAUAUCUGAGGCUUCCUAUUGUUAGGCUAUUCUUUUGCAGUAUAUGGCAAUUUUUUAGGCAUCUAUGUACAAAAGGUUUGUUUAGUCGCAUACUGUCUUGAUGAAUGUAGUUCUUUGUUAAUGAUAAAGAAUAAAGGAAAAGGAAGAAAAAGGUAAAAAGAUAGGCCUGUUCCUGUU